AUGACUCGUUUGCGUAGGAAGUUCUGCGUGGCCAUCUUCCUCUUCGCUCUUUUCAUCUUCGGCACCAUGAUGGGUUUACGAACCCUCAAGCCCACUGAUGGAUUCUCGGAUCUGGCACCAGGGAUGGAGCUGGCACCCUUCAUGGGUGGGAAACUGGACCGGAGACCUGCGCCUAACCAUGCAGACGUAAGCGACACCAAGGUGGUCUUGUCCAAAGCUGGCCAUGAGCAUAGCAUUUUCUACGACGUUCACAUCUUCUACUAUUUGUGGUAUGGCGCACCACCUGUGGACUGGGGAUACAUCCAUUGGGACCAUGUCCUCGUUCCUCACUGGGACCCCAAAAUAGCGGCCAGUCACCCCAAAGGAAGGCACAAUCCACCAGAGGACAUCGCCUCAAGUUUCUACCCUGAGCUCGGACCCUACAGUUCGAAGGAUCCUAAUGUACUGGAGUCACACAUGGCACAAAUCGAAGCUGCUGCUGCAGGUGUAGUCGUUCUCUCCUGGUACCCGCCUGGUGUGCCAGAUGAACACGGAGAACCCACUGAGGAUCUGGUGCCUUCCGUAAUGGACGCUGCCCAUAGGCACAGUCUCAAGGUGGCGUUUCACAUCCAGCCUUACCGAGAGCGGACAGACCUCAGCGUGCAUGACAACAUCAAAUACAUCAUUGACAAGUAUGGAAAUCAUCAUGCUUUCUACAGAUUCAAAUCCAGCACAGGGCGAAUCCUCCCCUUGUUCUAUGUGUAUGACUCGUACCUGACCCCACCUGAAUCCUGGGCUGAGUUACUUACCAAGCGAGGCUCCCACACCCUGCGAGGAACCCCUUACGACGGGAUCUUCAUCGGUCUUGUCGUCGAAGAGCGUCACAAACAAGACAUCCUGACAGGCGGCUUCGACGGCAUGUACACCUACUUUGCGUCCAAUGGCUUUUCUUAUGGCUCAUCUCAUCAGAACUGGAAGACCAUCAAAGACUUCUGUGAUGGAAACAACCUACUUUUCAUGCCCAGUGCUGGGCCGGGUUACGUAGACACAGCUGUUCGGCCGUGGAACAACCACAACACACGGAACCGAGUCAACGGACGCUAUUACGAGACCUCGUUGCAGGCAGCGCUGUCAGUGAGGCCAGAUAUCAUUACCAUCACUUCGUUUAAUGAGUGGCACGAAGGCACGCAGAUCGAGAGAGCCGUACCGAAAAAGACUGCUACUCGUUUGUAUUUGGACUACAAACCCCAUGAGCCUGAUCUUUACCUGGAGCUCACCAAGAAGUGGGCCGAACAAUUUAGUAAGGAGAAAGAGCAGUGGCUAUUGUGA
Neoarius graeffei (lesser salmon catfish) is the source of this 1308-nucleotide messenger RNA. RefSeq names its product mannosidase endo-alpha like (gene maneal). The record is from RefSeq and is a predicted model, not a curated record. NCBI's taxonomy places the organism in Eukaryota, Metazoa, Chordata, Actinopteri, Siluriformes, Ariidae. Gene Ontology annotation, molecular function: alpha-mannosidase activity. Bases 1 to 1308 code for a protein of 435 amino acids. Gene Ontology annotation, cellular component: Golgi apparatus. The transcript has 4 exons.